Myodes glareolus (Bank vole) is the source of this 1050-nucleotide messenger RNA. Its product is annotated as olfactory receptor 2B6-like. NCBI's taxonomy places the organism in Eukaryota, Metazoa, Chordata, Mammalia, Rodentia, Cricetidae. Gene Ontology annotation, cellular component: membrane. The record is from RefSeq and is a predicted model, not a curated record. Gene Ontology annotation, biological process: G protein-coupled receptor signaling pathway. Gene Ontology annotation, molecular function: olfactory receptor activity.
AUGCGAAGGGGGCCGAUCUUCCCUACGAGUUUUUAUGCGGGGUCUUUGAUUUCGUCUCAUUUGAGCAGGGCUGGCUCAGGAGCAGGCGUGAGACCACAGAAUUCCAGCACCAUGGCUGAGCUGGUCCUUGUGAGGUUUUCUGACCACCCCCAGGCUGAGAUUCCCCUCCUCCUCUUCUUCUCUCUGUUCUACUCAGCGAAAUGUUUAGGGAACACAGCUGUCAUCACGUUCGUGGCUCUCGACUCCUCUCUGCAGAACCCCAUGUAUCUCUUCCUCUGUCACCUGGCUUUCCUCAAUGGAUUCUUCAGCACAGUUGUGACUCCAAAGAUGCUCUUCAAUUUUCUUGCCAGCAGGAAAGUCAUAUCUUACCCGUUUUGCCUGGCUCAGAUCUACCUCAGUCUGUUCUUGGAGUCAACUGAGUGCUCCCUCCUUGCAGUGAUGGCCAUACAUCGCUCCGUGGCCAUCUGCUGUCCCCUCAGGUACCUGCUCAUCAUGAGCUGGGUGGUGUGCAUAGCACUGGCAGUGGCAGUCUGGGUCACAGGCUUCUGUGCCUCAGUCAGACCUCUCUACGUCACAAUCCUUCCAUUCUGUGGUCCUUUUACUCGCAGUAAGGUCACUGUUGGUUAUCUUCUCUGUGAAGUGCCCAUCCUCCUGCACGCGUUCUGUGCAGACACGUCUCUGCUGGAGGCCACCGUGGCCAUCGGAGGGGCUGGCAUAGUGCUGCUCCCUUUCCUCCUGAUUGUUCUCUCCUACCUCCGCAUUCUGGUGGCUGUGAUACGAAUAGACUCAGUGGAGGGCAGGAAAAAAAGGGUUUUUUCAACGUGCGCUUCACACUUGGUUGUGGUCACCAUCUAUUAUGGAACAGGGCUGAUCAGGUUCUUGAGGCCCAAGUCCCUUUACUACUCUGCUGAGGGAGACAAGCUGAUUUCUGCAUUGUAUGCGGUCAUUGGUCCCGCACUGAACCCAUUCAUCUACAGCCUGCGGAACAAGGAAGUGACAGAGAGAUACCAAAAAGCCCAAGAAUCCCUUUCUAGAAUCCUUAGGAGCUGA